Molecule: messenger RNA, 684 nt
Organism: Chenopodium quinoa (quinoa)
Lineage: Eukaryota; Viridiplantae; Streptophyta; Magnoliopsida; Caryophyllales; Amaranthaceae
Product: protopanaxadiol 6-hydroxylase-like
Exons: 1
Coding region: 1-684 (227 amino acids)
Biological process (GO): sterol metabolic process
Molecular function (GO): monooxygenase activity; heme binding; oxidoreductase activity, acting on paired donors, with incorporation or reduction of molecular oxygen
Source: RefSeq, a predicted model, not a curated record
AUGACUACAAUUAUUUUCUUAGGACUUGUCUGUGCAAUUUUCCUUCUCUUCUUUCAUAAAUCUAGGAAGGUCAAGCCUAGCACAAACCUUCCUCCGGGUAAAACCGGCUGGCCGAUUCUUGGUGAAACUUUAGAUUAUGUCCGACGCCCUGCUGAAUUUAUACGUGAUCGAAUGAUGAAACACUCUCAUGAUGUCUUCCAAACUUCAUUGGCAGGGGAAAAAAUCGCGGUUUUUUGUGGUCCAUUAGGUAACAAGUUCAUAUAUUCAAAUGAAGACAAAUUUAAGCCUUGGUUACCUCACACCUUUGUGAAAGCUCUCUCUUUGAAAUCAAUUGAUCGCGAUAUCCCAUCACUUAAAUUGUUCGUAGAGCAAUUACUAAACUUCCUUAAGCUCGAGUCCUUGCAACAAUAUAUUCAUGUUAUGGAUUCAAAGACACGCGAUCAUGUAGAGAUGUAUUGGGUGCCUUACGAUGAAGUAAAGGUUCAAUUUUUAUCUAAAGAGUUCACCUUUGAACUCAUUUGUCUUUUGUCGUUUAACUUCCAUGAGAUAGAUCAAGUGAAGGAAUUAGCUGAGCGUUUCAAUACUUUUGUUAAAGGGCUUAUGUCCGUGCCAGUGAAACUUGCCUGGUACGCAAUACAAUCGGGCUAUGAAGGCGUCGAAGGCUGUCCUAGACAACCUGAUUGA